Messenger RNA from Clunio marinus, 612 nucleotides. The record is from the annotation of a GenBank genome assembly. NCBI's taxonomy places the organism in Eukaryota, Metazoa, Arthropoda, Insecta, Diptera, Chironomidae.
AUGAAGAUAAUUUUGAAGACAAUUUUAAUCGGUGCUCUUAUCGCAAUUUGCAGUGCAUACCAAAAUGAAAAAUGUGUGACGAUUCCACCUGUAUAUCCAUUGAAAUUAAAAAUUAUAUUUAAAUUUUUCCCAUUUAUGAAAACAGAGGAAUCGCCUGAAACACCAGAAACAUCGCCUGAAACACCAGACACAUCACCAGAAACACCAACAUGCUCUGAUCAAUGCCCGAUUCGAGAUGAACAAAUAAGUGUUCUCAUGCGAGAAAUAUCUACGGAAAGAGAAAAGAUGAUUAAUGGUCUGGGAGAAUUACUUAAACCUGAUGAAAAGGAAAGCUUUCAAAACUGGCUUACAAAUACGACUGAUGUAGAUGAAUACUUGUUACCUAUUGGUAUAGAUGAAGGUUUAACGCAAUUGAUUAUGCCUGUACCUGUUUGGUUCCCAUUAGUAUCAAGAACAAACAUUAUGAGGGAAAAGGUGGAUGAAAUAAAAAACAUUAUAAAGAAGAUAUGGUUGGAUUUAUAUUGCAAACCUUGCCCAGCGGUUUAUUAUGUAAUAAAACGUAUGAUGAGAAUGGAAAACUCCUGCACAGGAUUUUCAAAAGAACAACCAUAA